Benincasa hispida (wax gourd) is the source of this 504-nucleotide messenger RNA. NCBI's taxonomy places the organism in Eukaryota, Viridiplantae, Streptophyta, Magnoliopsida, Cucurbitales, Cucurbitaceae. The record is from RefSeq and is a predicted model, not a curated record.
AUGUCACCAUUUGAGGCCCUUUAUGGGAAGAGUUGCAGGUCUCCUGUGUGUUGGGAUGAGGUAGAAGAGAGGAAAUUGCUAGAACCCGAACUAGUGCAGACCACACAUGAGGCAAUACAGAAGAUCAUGGCUCAUAUGCAAACAGCUCAGAGUAGACAGAAGAGCUAUGCUGAUGUGAAACGUAAGAACUUGGAAUUUGAGACUGGUGUUAAAGUAUUCUUAAAAGUGGCAUCCAUGAAAGUUCAUAAUGUCUUCCAUGUUUCGAUGCUGAGGAAGUAUGUGACAGACCCGUCCCAUGUAGUUGGCUUCGAACCCUUGCAGUUGAAUGACAACUUGAGCUACGAGGAGAGACCUGUAGAGAUCCUCGCCGGAGAGGUAAAGACAUUGCGCUCUAGGGAAAUUGCAUUUAUGAAAGUCCUGUGGAAGUAUCACCAGUUUAAGGAGGCUACCUGGGAGCGAGAGGAUGAGAUGAAGUCCCAGUACCCAGAGAUUUUUCAGGAAUGA